UUUCCUGUGCUGCACACGCCCCCCGGCUCUCCGCUUCUCUUUUCCACUCCCUCGAGUGUCUCAGUUGCUCGUCUGGCUCUCGUCUGCCCACCCCCCGUCGGUGCCGAGUCCUUGCGUUCAUAUAUCCAAUUUACGCCCCGUCUUCUGUCAAGGCAGUUUUUUCCCACAUCUCUCCGCCUCCUUGCCAUCUCCUCCUCCUCGUCAGAUUCCAUCUCGAGACGAUCCUCCUCCGGCACCAGCGUCGUUCGUGUAGCGUCUGCUUGCUCUGCCACUGUCGUCUUCGUCCAUCGCGAUACACAAUUGGUGGUCGCUUCUGUUCGAGAUCGAUUGUCUGGACCCUGUCAGCUUUGCAUUGAGAGCCGCCACUGGUUUGACCGCCCGUCCCCGUUGAGUCAGCUAAUUGGACUCGUGUGGCCAUAUCUCAUACAUCUUCCCCACCCACGGAAGGAAAAGAACACAGAUCUCGGCCGCCAUGUCCUUUUCGAACCCCCGCAGAAGGACACCGGUGACUCGUCCCGGAACCGACUGCGAACAUGGCCUGUCUCUUAAGACUACCAUGACCCUCCGCAAGGGUGCCACCUUUCACUCUCCUACAUCUCCCAGCGCUUCAUCUGCUGCCGGCGACUUCGUCCCUCCUACUCUCACGAGGUCUCAAUCGGCUUUUGAUGAUGUCGUCGACGCAAGCCGUCGUCGUAUUGCCAUGACUCUGAACGAUAUCGACGAGGCCCUCUCCAAAGCCUCGCUCUCCGACAAGAGCCCUCGGCCGAAGCCCCUUCGCGACACCAGCCUGCCCGUCCCUCGCGGCUUCCUCGAACCUCCCGUCGUCGACCCCGCCAUGAACAAACAAGAGCCUGAGCGAAGGGUCCUGCGCCCUCGCUCUGUUCGACGCACCAGAAACCACGCCUCCGACAGCGGCAUUGGCAGCUCAGUCGUCUCGACAAACGACAAGGCUGGCGCCGCCGACUCUACAAAGAAGCCCCAGGCCUCCGCCCUGACAAGGUCGGCCGCCUCGAGCACCACCGCGAUGCUUCCCAGCCUCAGCCACCGCGCUGUCAACCGCAUCCGCGAACACACUCUCCGCCCUCUGCUGGAGAAGCCCACGUUGAAGGAAUUCGAGCCCAUCGUCCUAGACGUGCCCCGGCGCAUCCGAUCCAAGGAAAUCAUUUGCUUGCGAGAUCUCGAGAAGACCCUGAUCUUCAUGGCACCGGAAAAGGCCAAGUCCGCCGCCUUAUACCUUGAUUUCUGCCUCACGUCCGUCCGAUGCAUUCAAGCGACAGUCGAAUAUCUCACCGACCGCGAACAAGUUCGCCCCGGCGACCGGCCUUACACUAACGGAUACUUUAUCGACCUGAAGGAGCAAAUCUACCAGUACGGCAAGCAACUGGCCGCCAUCAAGGAAAAGGGAAGCCUUGCCGACGACAUGGACAUUGACCCAUCUGACGAGGUUCGCCUCUAUGGCGGCGUCGCUGAGAACGGCCGCCCUGCUGAGCUCAUCCGCGUCAAGAAGGACGGCACUGCCUACUCAAUGGCCACCGGAAAGAUUGUCGACAUGACCGAAUCCCCUACGCCGCUCAAGCGCUCCCUCAGCGAGCAGCGUGAGGACGAGGAGGAGAUUAUGCGGUCCAUGGCCCGCCGGAAGAAGAACGCCACCCCCGAGGAGCUGGCGCCCAAGAAGUGCCGCGAGCCCGGCUGCACCAAGGAGUUCAAGCGCCCUUGCGACCUCACCAAGCACGAGAAGACUCACUCUCGUCCCUGGAAGUGCCCCAUCCCCACUUGCAAGUACCACGAGUACGGCUGGCCCACCGAGAAGGAAAUGGACCGCCACAUCAACGACAAGCACUCGGACGCCCCGGCCAUGUACGAAUGCCUCUUCAAGCCCUGCCCGUACAAGUCGAAGCGUGAGUCGAACUGCAAGCAGCACAUGGAAAAGGCCCACGGCUGGACCUAUGUCCGCACCAAGACCAACGGCAAGAAGGCACCGAGCCAGAAUGGCUCCACUGCCCAGCAGACCCCCCCUCUCGCCAACGUGUCUACGCCUUCCUCCACGCCCAGCUACAGCGUUCCCACGCCUCCCCAAGACCAGGUCAUGUCCACCGACUUCCCCAUGUAUCCGGCUGAUGACGAUUGGCUCGCUACCUACGGCGCGCAGCCCAACACCAUCGACGCCAUGGACCUGGGUCUCGAGAACCUUUCCCCUGCCUCUGCAGCUUCCUCGUACGAGCAGUACCCUCCCUACCAGAACGGUUCCACCUUCAUCAUCAACGAUGAGGACAUCUACGCCGCCCAUGUUCAGAUUCCUGCCCAGCUGCCCACUCCUGAGCAGGUGUACACCAAGAUGAUGCCCCAGCAAAUGCCGGUCUACCACGUCCAGCAGGAGCCAUGCACCACCGUUCCCAUCCUGGGCGAGCCUCAAUUCUCCCCCAAUGCUCAGCAGAAUGCAGUUCUGUACACUCCGACCUCGCUGCGCGAGGUUGAUGAAGGCUUUGACGAGUCGUACGCCGCAGACGGCGCCGACUUUCAGCUGUUCCCGGCGACGGUCGACAAGACGGAUGUGUUCCAGUCAUUGUUUACCGAUAUGCCAAGUGCCAACCUCGGCUUCUCCCAGACCACACAGCCCGACAUCUUCAACCAAAUAGAUUGGAGCAACCUCGACUACCAGGGGUUUCAAGAGUAAAAAGAUUGCGACACAUACAAUGACUACUGCACAAGAUGCUGCAAACGCUUAUCCACUCGCCGCUUACACCACUUGUUCUUUUUAACGAUUUCAUGAAGAGGUUUCCGUUGGUUCAUUGAAAAAGGAUUGCCUUUGUGUAUUAAAGAGUUUUGUUUUCCUCAUUUUCACCUCAUUUUCUUCUCUUCUCAUCUGCACGAGAACGGAUGCUUCAUUUGCAUCGAAACAAGCGGAUUAGUUGGCCGUAUGGGCCCUGGAGGAGGAACAGCAGCAGGCUUGAGUUGAGGCCAUGGGCCAGCAGCCGUCUUUCAAGAUACUGACAGCUUGCUGGUGGGGGUAAAGGUUUACUUUUAUUACACUCUUGAAGAAUGAUAGAAGAUUUAUCCCACUUUCUGGUGUACCUUGUGACAUGCUGUGAAAGUAAGGUAGGUAGUACCUUGGUACCUAGUAAGUAAGGUAAGGUAAGGUAAGGUAGGUAGGUAGUAAGUAAUUAGGUCGGUCUAAUGCAAACCUGAAGGUAAAAAGAAAACCCCUUCGUUUGCCACGCCUACACGCAAAAAGAAUGAAUGUGUGCCACACUUCAAAAAGGUGAAGACGAUGUUCUCCGAUACUGGGAAUCGAACCCAGG
This is a messenger RNA of Trichoderma reesei QM6a, 3299 nucleotides long. RefSeq names its product transcription factor (gene ace1). Bases 473 to 2674 code for a protein of 733 amino acids. The transcript has 4 exons. The record is from RefSeq and is a predicted model, not a curated record. NCBI's taxonomy places the organism in Eukaryota, Fungi, Ascomycota, Sordariomycetes, Hypocreales, Hypocreaceae. Gene Ontology annotation, biological process: regulation of transcription by RNA polymerase II. Gene Ontology annotation, cellular component: nucleus.